UCACAUCACUGAAUCUCUCUCUAUUGUCAUCGCUUUCAUAUCGUCUCAAAUUUUCUGAAUCCAACAAUGGCCAAGGGCGAGAAGAAACCGGCAGAGAAAAAGCCCGCAGAGAAGGCUCCGGCGGAGAAAACGAAGGCAGAGAAGAAGAUCCCGAAGGAUGCUACCUCCGGUGACAAGAAGAAGAAGAAGAAGGCNAAGAGCGUCGAAACCUACAAGAUCUAUAUCUUUAAGGUUCUCAAACAGGUCCACCCUGACAUUGGGAUCUCCAGCAAGGCAAUGGGGAUCAUGAACAGCUUCAUCAAUGAUAUCUUUGAGAAGCUUGCUCAAGAAUCGUCCAGAUUGGCUCGUUACAACAAGAAGCCCACCAUCACAUCCCGUGAAAUCCAGACCGCUGUUCGUCUUGUCCUCCCCGGUGAGCUUGCUAAGCACGCCGUCUCUGAAGGCACCAAGGCCGUCACCAAAUUUACCAGUUCUUAAGAUCUUUUGUCAGAGUUAGGGUUUUCUUGAUGUAUAUUUGGGAUCGUUCUUUGUAAUGACAUUUCUUGUUUUCUGGAACAUUUUAAUAUAAAUCUCAGUCUUUUAAUUUUGGUCUUGCUUUUA
Molecule: messenger RNA, 600 nt
Organism: Vigna unguiculata (cowpea)
Lineage: Eukaryota; Viridiplantae; Streptophyta; Magnoliopsida; Fabales; Fabaceae
Product: putative histone H2B.3
Cellular component (GO): nucleosome
Molecular function (GO): structural constituent of chromatin; DNA binding; protein heterodimerization activity
Source: RefSeq, a predicted model, not a curated record